AAAUACUGAAAUCCGAAUCGCGACAAUCCACGGCAACCCAUCGUGUUACAUUCAUUCGUUUUCUCUCUUCUUCGUCAGUUUCCCGCCAAAGUUUAGUUAGGGACUUCGACAGGGGAACUAUUAUCCCUAGUGAUUCUAUGCAACCAGAAUUCCUUUGUUUGUCUGCGAUCUUCGUUUUGAUGCAUUUUCUCUCCAAUUCUUCUCUUGCUGCGAUCGAAAUCGAUCGGGAAAUCCACCGUCGUAUCAAUCGCGCCAAAUUUCGUUCCUCGAAUUUCUUUCUUGUGCUACAGCUUUCCGAUGCCAAAAACCUAAUUCCUUGAGAUUUUGCAUUUCGAUUAUCUGCUUCUUUUUUUUUUUUUCUUUUUCUAAUGCCUCUAUUGCUGCCAGGAGUUUAGAGUUUCGGUCCUUUGUUUUAUCAUGGAGCGCUCUGCAGCGGAGGAUCGCGAAGGUCCCGAGUCAGGGAGGUCGCUGAGAUGGAUGAGGCCUUGAAACGAUGGACACUGGCCUCCGCUUCUGCCAAUCAAAAUUCUAAUGCCUUGGAGCAUUCCGUUGGCGGUGCUGCUCGCUCAGAUCGUUCGGUUCCUGCUGAACUGUCCGAGGAUUCUAUCACUCAGGUCGCCCAUGGUUUACGCGAUUGGCGCGGCAUAUAUUAUAAGGUAUGGUGGUUUAGAGAGUCAUUUGGCCUUAUAGUGCAAGCGUUGGUUCAUCAGCCCCGUUCUCAGGUAAUAAACCCUUUCUUCUGCAUAACUUAUUUUGCCAUCUCCCUUUAUUUCCGUUAUGGAUUAUAGGAAUGAUUGAGAAUCGCAGCAGAUAAGAGCUCUCCUUUCCUUUUGCCUCCUAUGAUGUUGAGAUGUUAUUUUCUCUCUAUCUCCUCCGUAAAAGAAUACAAAAGCAUAUGAUAUUAGGUAACCAACUCGUUUAUUAUUUUCAUGUUGCUCUCAUCUCGAGUAAUAUAGUAUUGUAUAAAGCACGGUUAUAACACAGUCGUUUGGCAUGUAAUUGUAAGGUCCAGUGUUUAAUAAUGAAUCGACGAAGGUGGUAAGGGAAGUCAUUUGCUUGACUUUGCUGCUAAUGGCUUCCUCUCACAGGCACCAACUUUUGUUGA
Cucurbita moschata (crookneck pumpkin) is the source of this 1105-nucleotide messenger RNA. RefSeq lists its product as uncharacterized. The record is from RefSeq and is a predicted model, not a curated record. The coding region runs from base 474 to 788 and encodes 104 amino acids. The transcript is spliced from 3 exons. NCBI's taxonomy places the organism in Eukaryota, Viridiplantae, Streptophyta, Magnoliopsida, Cucurbitales, Cucurbitaceae.